CUGCUAAAAAACACGAACUGACUUAUUGACAUCUGGCGAGGUGACAGGCAAGCUUGUUACUUCGAUAAGUGACUUUGUGUUACUCCGCGCCCGCGCAUCAUUCCGCACAUCGCGGUUCUGACUUCUGACGCCGGACUCCGGAGUACGAACGAAAGUCUAGCUUUUGUGUCCACAGCUCCUUUUGAGCGUCGACUUAUCAAUCUCAAAGAAGAGACUGACAAAAGCGAUAGCAGGAUGGUCAGUUUGUAGCACAGGCUGUUCGUUGAGUGUGUGCCAUAGGUCCUCUUUUCUUUAGUUUUUAACCUGCCUGCACAUGUCUUGGCUCUUUGGCAAAAAGAAGCACAAGGAUUCACCUCCAGAAUCCAGGGAUGAACAAGAGGAACGGCCUCCCGCAGAUCCAGGGGACGAUUUCAUAGUAAUUGAAAGAAGACGAACCUCUCUGCCACCUAAUGUUGAACACAGUACUGGUGAACACGGUACUCCUUACCCCAGUGGGUUAUACCCGUUCAUCGGUGGAACACCAAUGAAUCCCGCAAUGUCGGCUGGUAAUUUACCCAAACUAGCUCAGCAAAUGGAUAACGCUCCGCAUUAUCUAAGCGGUGUACCAUUUAAGUUAUGCAAACAGUUGCAAAGUAACAUGAACAACGACUUGGAGAUAGACGGUCUACGGAUUAGCGAAAUAAUGUCUUUCGUUGAAAGAUUAGAGAAUCAAAAUUAUGAUUACGACUUCUCUCUUGAAACGGGAGUUAUUACAGAAAUGGAUAGCAGAACUAACGAUUAACUUGAAAACCCUCAGAUUGUUGUUACGUGUAAUGAGAUUGUAAAUUUUACGAAUUAAAGAAUCAAACUUAGGUACAUACGUAUGUAUUUUCUAAUUAUACGAACAUAUAAUAAAGUCACUUUUUUAACAGGCGAACAUUGCGACAUAACGCUGUAAUAAGCGUUAAGUUUGAUUCUUGAUACUCUACACACAUCACACCUUUUUAAAACGUUCCUAUCUUUUAUAUAAGAACGAAUAAAAA
Temnothorax curvispinosus is the source of this 1022-nucleotide messenger RNA. RefSeq lists its product as uncharacterized. The transcript has 2 exons. The record is from RefSeq and is a predicted model, not a curated record. Lineage: Eukaryota; Metazoa; Arthropoda; Insecta; Hymenoptera; Formicidae. Bases 314 to 781 code for a protein of 155 amino acids.